Molecule: messenger RNA, 6567 nt
Organism: Lutra lutra (Eurasian river otter)
Lineage: Eukaryota; Metazoa; Chordata; Mammalia; Carnivora; Mustelidae
Gene: ARAP3
Product: ArfGAP with RhoGAP domain, ankyrin repeat and PH domain 3
Exons: 31
Coding region: 1596-6185 (1529 amino acids)
Biological process (GO): positive regulation of GTPase activity; signal transduction
Cellular component (GO): ruffle
Molecular function (GO): protein binding; phosphatidylinositol-3,4,5-trisphosphate binding; GTPase activator activity
Source: RefSeq, a predicted model, not a curated record
GUCCACGGGCCCCUGCUUCCCAGACUCCUCCCCGUCCCCUCCUCGAGGGCUCCCUCCGCGCCGGCGGCCCUCCCCUGCCCCCUCCCCGCCGCGACCCGCCCCUCCCUCCGGUGGCCCGGCCUCUGCCCCCUCCCUCCUUGCCCCCUCCCCUGUCUCAGCCCGCACAGCCCCGUGCUGCCCGGCCCGCCCCCGCCACUGCUGCCCCGGCACACCUCUCGGUUCCCGGUCCCGUGCCCUCGGAUGGGUCUGAGUCACUGGGAAACUGGGCUCUGAGUCAGGCCCUAACAAGCUUGGGGAUGGGGCCCGACCGCGGAGAGGCAGAGAGGCCAGAACUGAUGCUGGGGCGACAGGCCGUCCUAGUCAGGACCCCACAGAGAGCAACAGGGAGGGAGCCUAACAGGCAGAGGCGGAGAGACAGAAGUCUGGAUUCAUGUACAUCUAAAGGUCUAGUUACAAUUGGAGACUGAGGCAAGCAGAGGCUUAAUGAUAGCAAAAGAAGGAGAGGAGCGAAGAUGGAUUUAGGUAGAGGUGGGGACAGAUGUAGUGCUGUAGAGACAGGGACAGGCAGAGAGAACACUUCAGGGAGACAGAAUUUGAGUCGCGUCCAGAGAAUAGACCAGGGUCAGGGGCAGUUUGGCAGAAUGGGACAGAGCCUCAGAGACCUGAGCUCAAGGGCAGGUGCAGGGAAUGGGAAGGUUCUGGAGAGGAAGACUUGGAGAAAGCAGGGGCAGAGGGAUGUCAUUUCGCACUUCUGAGUCCCUACAGGAGGGUGCUCACAUGUGCAUACACAUGUGUGAACAUGCUGCAGGUUGGUGGAGAGGGAAGACCCUGGAGUACCCCUGGCUUCCUGUCUGCCUCUCUCUGACCCGAUUCCCCACCCUAGCCUCACUCCAAGUGGUCUCUGCCUCGGGCCAGGACCCUACUUGCUGGGGUCUUAAGGCUCUCUGGGCAGCCUGACCAAGGCAGACAGGAUGUGGGGGCGGCCAGGGCCGGAGGGACAGGAAGGAAGUCUGAGCAGAGACAAUAGGUGGAAGGGGAGGAGGAACUGGGAAUGACCAGGUUUAGGAUGGCCAAGAGCCUGGACCUCGGUUCUGGAAACCAGGGGGAGUGGGAGCUGCACCUCCUCCCUCCUUCCUUCUGCUAUGCUACAGCUGCCCCUGUCCCCACUUAUACCACAUCAUGGGGCCCCUCCUCCCCACCGUCCCACUUCAUUUUGCCCCUGCGGGCUUCUCUCCUCUUGGCUGUGCUUACACAUUUGAGUGUGCAGGCAAGCGGAGGCAGACCUAGGUGGGGCAGGAGCUUGGGGGUCAACACUUCCACCAGCUCCUUGUGAGCCUGGGGCAAGCCUCUUCCCUUCUCUGGGCCUCAGUGUCCUCACCUGCAAAUGAAGGACUUCUAUAGUAAGAAAGCCCCUUCUGAUGUUCUGGGAUGGCUCUUCCUCCAGAUUGCCGGCCACUGGUCAUUUUUCUUUGGAGGAAGACUGAAGUCUGGUACCUACCCCCGUCCAGACCUCAGACUUUGGGACAGGGAGGGGGAAUCUCAGCCUGAGCCGUCCCUUCACCCUGCUGCUCCCCCCAGCAAUGGCUUGAGCCCCCAUGGCUGCCCCUCAGGACCUGGACAUCGCUGUGUGGCUGGCCACGGUGCACCUGGAGCAGUAUGCAGACACGUUCCGGCGGCAUGGCCUGGCCACGGCGGGUGCAGCCCGGGGCCUGGGCCACGACGAGCUGAGGCAGUUGGGCAUCAGCGCCACAGGGCACCGGAAACGCAUUCUGCGCCUGCUGCAGGCAGGUGCUGCAGAGGGCUCCCUGGGUCCCCAGUUGGACAGUGCCAUGGAGCCAUCCCCUAGCCUAGCGCCCCAAGCCCAGCCCCCCAAGCCUGUGCCUAAGCCGAGGACGGUAUUUGGUGGGCUUAGUGGCCCUACUGCCACCCAAAGGGCUGGAGUGAGCCCAGCCCUCUGGAGACCCGAAGUGUCCAGGAGCCCAGAGUCCAGCCCCAAGUCCCCGCUUCUCCCCACCUCCUCCUCCGAGCAAAUUUCAGCCUUGAAUGCUAUGGAGAUGAUGCCCAACGCCAUCUACUUUGGCCUGGACUUAAGAGGCGGGGCCCAGACAGCUCAGGACAUGGCCCCAGAUAGCUCCCAGGCAGCUGCCCCUACCCCUGCCCUCAGGCCCACAGCAGGCACAGUACACAUCAUGGACCCUGGUUGCCUGUACUAUGGUGUCCAGCCUGUGGGAGCCCCAGGGCCCGCGGACAGGAGAGAAGGCAGAGGUGUCUGUCAGGACAGGGCUGAACAAAGGCUUAGCCGGCAGGAUCUGGAGGCACGGGAGGACGCAGGCUAUGCCAGCCUUGAGCUGCCUGGGGAUUCCACCCUCUCACUGCCCACCCUGGAUGUGGAAACCAACGAUGACCUCAUUUCACCCUAUGCCAGCUUCUCCUCCACGGCAGACCGCCCCUCACCCCUUCUCAGUGGCUGGCUAGACAAGCUCUCCCCUCAGGGAAACUACGUUUUCCAGAGGCGCUUUGUGCAGUUCAACGGAAGGAGUCUCAUGUACUUUGGCAGUGACAAGGAUCCCUUCCCCAAGGGGGUGAUCCCUCUCACUGCCAUCGAGAUGACCCGCAGCAGCAAGGACAAUAAGUUCCAGGUCAUCACCGGCCAGAGGGUAUUUGUGUUUCGCACAGAGAGCGAGGCCCAGCGGGACACAUGGUGUUCCACUCUGCAAUCCUGCCUGAGGGAGCAGCGCCUCCUGGGCAACCCCCGGCCCCCUCAGCCACCCCGACCCCUCCGCACAGGCAUGCUGGAGCUUCGAGGACACAAGGCCAAGGUUUUUGCUGCUUUGAGCCCUGGAGAGCUGGCGCUGUACAAGAGUGAGCAGGCCUUUUCUUUGGGCAUCGGGAUCUGCUUCAUUGAACUGCAAGGCUGCAGCGUCCGGGAGACCAAGAGCCGCAGCUUUGAUCUGCUCACCCCCCAUCGCUGCUUCAGCUUCACAGCCGAGUCUGGGGGGGCUCGGCAGAGCUGGGCGGCCGCUCUGCAGGAAGCAGUAACCGAGACCCUGUCUGACUACGAGGUGGCUGAGAAAAUCUGGUCCAAUCGGGCAAACCGGCACUGUGCGGACUGUGGGGCCUCCCGCCCAGACUGGGCUGCUGUCAACCUGGGGGUGGUCAUCUGCAAGCAGUGCGCAGGUCAGCACCGGGCCCUGGGUUCUGGGAUCUCCAAGGUACAGAGCCUGAAGCUGGACACAAGUGUUUGGAGUAAUGAGAUAGUGCAGUUGUUCAUUGUCCUGGGAAAUGAUCGUGCCAACCGCUUCUGGGCAGGGGCACUACCCCUAGGCGAGGGGCUGCAUCCAGACACAAGCCCAGGGCCCCGGGGAGAGUUCAUCUCUCGGAAGUACCGCCUGGGUCUCUACCGGAAGCCCCACCCUCAGUAUCCAGAUCAUAGUCAGCUUCUUCAGGCACUGUGUGCCGCUGUGGCAGGACCCAACCUCCUGAAGAACAUGACCCAGCUCCUCUGUGUCGAGGCCUCCGAGGGUGAGGAGCCCUGGUCCCCCGCAGCCCUUGAUGGCAGCUUCCCCGGUCUCCAGCUCCCAGACCCUUCCCCUGGUGUAUACAAUGAGGUGGUGGUGCCCGCCACUUACAGCAGCUUCCUGUACUGUGGUCCCAUCAGCAACAAAGCUGGACCCCCACCUCCUCGCAGGGGCCGGGAUGCUCCCCCCAGACUAUGGUGUGUGCUGAGAGCGGCUCUGGAAAUGUUUGCGUCGGAAAGCAGCCCUGAACCCCUCAGCCUCAUCCAGCCCCAGGAUGUUGUAUGUUUGGGUGUGAGUCCCCCACCCACAGACCCAGGUGACCUCGACAGAUUCCCCUUUUCCUUUGAGCUCAUCCUAACUGGGGGAAGGAUCCAGCAUUUUGGCACAGAUGGAGCUGACAGUCUGGAGGCCUGGACCAGUGCUGUGGGCAAGUGGUUCUCCCCGCUGAGCUGCCACCAGCUGUUGGGCCCCGGGCUGCUGCGGCUGGGCCGCCUGUGGCUGCGCUCUCCCACCCAUUCAGCCUUGGCCCCUGGCCUCUGGCUGUCAGGGUUUGGACUUCUUCGUGGUGAUCUCCUCUUCCUGUGUCCAGCAUCGGGCCCUGGCCCUCCAGCACCUGAGGACAUGGUGCAUCUGCGGCGGCUACAGGAAAUCAGUGUGGUUUCAGCAGCUGACACCCCAGACAAGAAGGAGCAUUUGGUCCUGGUGGAGACAGGAAGGACCCUGUAUCUGCAGGGGGAGGGCCGGCUGGAUUUCUCAGCAUGGAACGCAGCCAUUGAGGGGGCGGCUGGCGGGGGCGGCACAGGGCUGCAGGAGCAGCAGAUGAGCCGGGGUGACAUCCCCAUCAUCGUGGAUGCCUGCAUCAGUUUUGUCACCCAGCACGGGCUCCAGCUGGAGGGCAUAUACCGGAAAGGAGGUGCCCGUGCCCGUAGCCUUCGGCUCCUGGCUGAAUUCCGGCGGGAUGCCCGGUCAGUGAAGCUCCGGCCAGGAGAGCACUUUGUGGAAGAUGUCACUGAUACACUCAAACGCUUCUUUCGAGAGCUUGAUGACCCUGUGACCUCUGCACGGCUGUUGCCUCGCUGGAGGGAGGCUGCUGAGCUACCCCAGAAGAAUCAGCGCCUGGAGAAAUACAAAGAAGUAAUUGGCUGCUUGCCCCAGGUCAACCGCCGCACGCUUGCUACCCUCAUCGGGCAUCUCUAUCGGGUACAAAAGUGUGCCGCUCUAAACCAGAUGUGCACGCGGAACCUGGCCCUGCUGUUCGCACCCAGUGUGUUCCAGACGGACGGGCGGGGGGAGCAUGAGGUGCGGGUGCUGCAGGAACUCAUCGACGGCUACGUCUCUGUCUUUGAUAUUGAUUCUGACCAGGUAGCUCAGAUUGACUUGGAGGUCAGUCUUAUCACCACCUGGAAGGAUGUACAGCUGUCCCAGGCUGGAGACCUCAUCAUGGAGGUUUAUAUAGAACAGCAGCUCCCAGACAACUGUGUCACCCUAAAGGUGUCUCCAACACUGACUGCCGAGGAGCUAACCAACCAGGUAUUGGAGAUGCGGGGGACAGAGGCUGGGAUGGACUUGUGGGUGACAUUUGAGAUCCGUGAGCACGGGGAACUCGAGCGGCCACUUCACCCCAAGGAGAGGGUCCUAGAGCAGGCCCUUCAAUGGUGCCAGCUGCCAGAGCCCUGCUCGGCCUCCUUGCUCUUGAGAAAAGUCUCCCUGGCCCAGGCUGGCUGCCUCUUCACAGGUAUCCGGCGCGAGAGCCCGAGGGUGGGUCUGUUGCGGUGUCGGGAGGAGCCACCCCGCUUACUGGGCAACCGCUUCCAGGAGAGGUUCUUUCUACUGCGUGGCCGCUGCUUGCUGCUGCUCAAGGAAAAGAAGAGCUCUAAACCAGAACGAGAGUGGCCCUUGGAAGGUUCCAAAGUCUACCUGGGAAUCCGAAAGAAGUUUAAGCCUCCAACACCGUGGGGCUUCACGCUGAUACUGGAGAAGAUGCAGCUAUACCUGUCCUGCACUAAUGAGGAUGAGAUGUGGGACUGGACCACCAGCAUCCUCAAAGCCCAGCACGAUGACCAGCAGCCAGUGGUCUUACGACGCCAUUCCUCCUCUGACCUUGCCCGUCAGAAGUUUGGCACCAUGCCUUUGCUGCCCAUCAGAGGAGAUGACAGUGGGGCCACCCUCCUCUCUGCCAACCAGACCCUGCCAAUGAAGUCAUCCCAGGGUUCUGUGGAGGAGCAGGAGGAACUGGAGGAGCCUGUCUAUGAGGAGCCGGUGUAUGAAGAAGUGGGGGCCUUUCCUGAGCUGACCAAGGACACCUCUACCUCCUUCUCCAUGAUGAGAGAAAAGACAGCCAACCCAGAGACCCCUCUCAUCAGCCAGAGGUCCUUUGACAAACCCCCUUUCCCCAAGGCAGGUGGCCUGGACCCAGAGCAGAGGCCACCUGAGCCCCCUCCCGGACCCCCUUCAAAGAGCAGCCCCCAGGCACAUGGGUCCCUAGAGGAGCAGCUGCUCCAGGAGCUUAGCAGCCUCAUCCUGAGGAAAGGAGAGACUGCCAUAGGCCUGGGCAGCCCCCCGCAGCCCUCCAGCCCCCAGUCCCCAAACUCCAAUGGCCUUCUGACACAAACACCUGGUUUUCCCACCCAACCUUCCAGUUCACCCUCCAGCCAGCCCCUCACAUGACCCUCAGACGAGUAGUCUGAGGGGAGGGUAACCAGAAGACCCAAGUUCUCACCAUGGCAGACACUGCCAGGAGCCUCCUCUGCUCUGGCUGGAAAGGCUCCAGAAGCCAGUGUGGUGCUAUGGAAAGAGCACAGGAUUGAGGGCUCUGGAAUCUCCUGCUUAGAGAUGGUCAGACUAUGGCCCCUCACUGAACCUCCACUCACUUAUAUGUACCAUGAAGUCACUGAAAUAAGGAGCCAGGGAACAUCCAACUGUUUCUUAGAGCUGUAAGCCCCACAUAACUUCCCUCAACAAGUUGAGGGAACUCCUGCUUUAUAUAUAUGAUAUGCAGGAGUUCUGUAAGAGGUUUGGGGUUUGAAAGGAAUAGUUUUUACUGCACUAA